Molecule: messenger RNA, 1496 nt
Organism: Sitophilus oryzae (rice weevil)
Lineage: Eukaryota; Metazoa; Arthropoda; Insecta; Coleoptera; Curculionidae
Product: ferrochelatase, mitochondrial
Exons: 6
Coding region: 162-1310 (382 amino acids)
Biological process (GO): heme biosynthetic process
Molecular function (GO): protoporphyrin ferrochelatase activity
Source: RefSeq, a predicted model, not a curated record
GUCAAAAAUUGAGGUUAACUUAUUUGUGAGUUUGUUGUUAUCUGCUAUUUUUCUUAUUGCAUUAAAAUUAUAGUGCCUUUUUCCAAGAUAAACAGUUUAUUUUGGCCCAGGAAUAUUUAAAAUACAUAUUUUAUAAAAAAAUAAUCCAAAUAAAACUGUAAAUGUUCUCAAAAGGAACUUUGUUUAUAGCUCAACAAUGUCCAAGAUACGUAAAAUUCUCAAGUGCUUCCAAGCCAAAAACUGCAAUUUUAAUGUUAAACAUGGGCGGUCCUCAACAUAUUGAUCAAGUUCAUGAUUACUUGCAUCGAAUUAUGACCGAUCGAGAUGUAAUUCAGUUUCCUUUUGCCCAAAAUGUUAUAGGUGAAUGGAUAGCAAAAAGAAGAACACCAGAGGUACAAAAAAAAUACCAGGAUAUUGGUGGAGGCUCUCCCAUUUUAAAAUGGACUCGGUUACAAGGAGACCUUUUAUGCAAGAAACUUGAUAAAGAGCAUCCUGAGACAGCACCUCAUAAACCAUACGUUGGCUUCCGUUAUGCAUCACCUUUUACAGAAGAAGCUUUAGAGGAAUUGAAGAAAGAUGGUGUAGAAAGAGCAAUUGUCUUUUCUCAGUAUCCUCAGUAUAGCUGUGCAACAACUGGAUCCAGUUUAAAUGUGGUAUAUAAAUAUUUCCGGGAUAAUGGUUUUCCUGAUGGUUUAAAAUUGAGUAUUAUAGACAGAUGGUCUGUUAACCCACUACUAGCCCAAUGUUUUGCACAUCUUAUUCGAAAGGAAUUAGCAUUAUUACCUGAUGAUGUCAGAAAAGAAGCAAUUAUUUUAUUUUCUGCUCAUUCGUUACCAUUAAAGGCAGUGAAUAGAGGUGACUCUUAUCCAUCUGAGGUUGGAUGCACGGUACAGCUUGUUAUGUGGGACCUUCAGUAUUGUAAUCCUUACCAAUUAGUGUUCCAAUCAAAAGUGGGUCCCUUACCUUGGUUGGGACCCUUUACCGAUGAAUCAGUAAAAAGUUAUGCGAAGCAAGGUAAAAAGGCUAUCUUGGUAGUGCCUAUAGCUUUUGUGAAUGAACAUAUUGAAACAUUGCAUGAGCUUGAUAUUGAACUGAUUGAAGAUGCAAAGAAGGCUGGAAUAGAAAUUAUAAGAAGAGUUCCUGCUCCCAAUGAUCAUCCCUUGUUUAUUGAAGCUUUAGUAGAUUUGGUCAAACAUCAUUUAAGGAGUAAAUUGCCAGUAUCACCUAAACUAAUAAAUAGAUGUCCACAUUGUGAUAGUCCGAGAUGCAUUGAAAGCAAACAAUGGUUUGCACAAAACUGUAAAUUGUAAUUGUAUAAUACUCUACAAUUUGGUUGGUUGGGGAUUUUAAUAUAUAGAUAUUAUUCUGGAAAGGCAUAUAUAUUUGUGUUAUAAAGUAUAAUAAUUGUUAAUGAGUUUUAUAAUAGAUAUUUAUUUGUUGUUUUAGAUUUAGUUUUGACUUUUUUGUAAAAAAUUUUUAAAAUAAACUUACUAUUU